AUGUCAUCAGUAUCAAAAGUUGGUUUCAUUAAAAGUGCAGUUAGACCACUUCCAAUUUAUCAACCAAAAUUUUAUUUAGAUGAAAAAGCAAUGUCACAAAUUGUAGAUCAACCAGAAGAUCCAAUCGAAUGGGAAAAUCACAGAGCAUUUUUAGAUGAUGAAGAUGCCACUCAUAUGAAACCAUCACGUCAAAGAUUCAUUAGACAAAAAACAAUUAAAAAAUUCAAAUGGAAUCAUUUUGUAUAUGAUUUUUGUAAAAACUAUGAAGCAAUCAGAGAAGAAGCAAGAGAAAAAUCAAGAGGUACCAAAACUUUAGCAAGAAUUGAAAACUCUCACUCAUGGUUAGGCGAAAGAUAA
Molecule: messenger RNA, 357 nt
Organism: Dictyostelium purpureum
Lineage: Eukaryota; Evosea; Eumycetozoa; Dictyosteliales; Dictyosteliaceae
Exons: 2
Coding region: 1-357 (118 amino acids)
Source: RefSeq, a predicted model, not a curated record